GCUCAGAGUUUGAUUCUCAUAUUGUCUUACUUGCAACUGCAGGUGCCUCGCUUCUCACGAAAUACACCAACCGCCCCUACAACUACUAGUAUUUAUCUAGACGCCCCUACAACUAGUACUUGAUACUCUUCAACACACAUCAGCUUCGCAGGAUUUAUUGCGCCUUUGCUCCUUUACUACACUCUUCACCUUCAAAUCCCUUUCUUGAAGAAAGCAGGCGAAAACACAUAAUUAAGUACCUUCUAUAGUGGAAACAGUAACAGCAAUCGCAACUACUUUUUCUUUUCUUCCUCAAGACCACUGACUCCUUCACCACCUCUAUCCUGUCUACCGACUAUAUAUUUAUAUAUACGAACAAUCGACUUGAUCUUCAUCAUAUUGAUUUUAUUUUCUGCCGGUUUUUUCUUUGGAAAAAAAAAAAUGAAGGUCUUUUCGAAUGCUUUUCCCGUUGUUGGAGCUGCCUUUGCGCUCCGUUUUCUUCUGUUCCAGUGCAACCUGGACGGUGCCGUCGCUCUUCAUGCUCCAGCAGAUACGGGUGCUGGAAUGGCCCCAUUCUUGCGAGACGAAGAACUGGACUACCACGACGCGGAGGGAGAUGAACUCGGGGGGGUGA
Messenger RNA from Amoebophrya sp. A120, 613 nucleotides. NCBI's taxonomy places the organism in Eukaryota, Dinophyceae, Syndiniales, Amoebophryaceae. The record is from the annotation of a GenBank genome assembly.